AUGACUCCCCGUCCGGGCCGCCCAACACCCCCGAGGGGGCGAGAGUUUGUCAAACGGAAGGGGCGCGGUGAAGCGCCCGGCCGCUGCGGCAACCCCGGCACGCCGGGAGAUUCGCAGACGACCAUCCAAUUGCCCCCACUAAGCCCUUCAGCACCAGUCCGCCGCAGCGUCAACCGUUGCCCUGACGGGCGCAGGCUGGCUGCGACAUGUGGAGUUCAGGUGGAGGAUCGCGGCCCGUGGCACGCCGGCGAACGGCGGAACCCACAGACCCCAUCAGUGCCCAGGACCAAAAGGCUCUGGGACUUCGGACGCCGAGGCGGUGAUCCGGAGCAGCACCCCGAGGGGAGGCACUCCAAACCACUGCGACGGCGGACGAUCACCCUCGAUGCUGGACCCGGGCCGAAGCCUCAGUAG
Messenger RNA from Penicillium odoratum, 414 nucleotides. RefSeq lists its product as uncharacterized. Bases 1 to 414 code for a protein of 137 amino acids. The transcript is spliced from 2 exons. Lineage: Eukaryota; Fungi; Ascomycota; Eurotiomycetes; Eurotiales; Aspergillaceae. The record is from RefSeq and is a predicted model, not a curated record.